Eutrema salsugineum is the source of this 1494-nucleotide messenger RNA. RefSeq names its product NAC domain-containing protein 45. Gene Ontology annotation, molecular function: DNA binding. The coding region runs from base 1 to 1434 and encodes 477 amino acids. The transcript is spliced from 6 exons. Gene Ontology annotation, biological process: regulation of DNA-templated transcription. NCBI's taxonomy places the organism in Eukaryota, Viridiplantae, Streptophyta, Magnoliopsida, Brassicales, Brassicaceae. The record is from RefSeq and is a predicted model, not a curated record.
AUGGCUCCUGUCUCGUUACCUCCAGGUUUCAGAUUUCAUCCAACGGAUGAAGAGCUAAUUACUUACUAUCUAAAAAGAAAAAUCAACGGUCUAGAAAUUGAACUUGAGGUUAUCGCAGAAGUUGAUCUCUACAAGUGUGAGCCAUGGGACUUACCAGGCAAGUCAUUGCUUCCGAGCAAAGACCAAGAAUGGUACUUCUUCAGCCCACGGGACCGGAAGUAUCCCAACGGUUCAAGGACAAACAGGGCAACCAAAGGUGGAUAUUGGAAGGCGACUGGUAAAGACCGCCGGGUUAGUUGGAGAGACCGAGCCAUUGGAACCAAGAAGACAUUGGUGUACUACCGUGGUCGAGCACCACACGGUAUUAGAACCGGUUGGGUCAUGCAUGAGUAUCGACUCGAUGAAACUGAAUGCGAUCCUUCUGCAUACGGCAUGCAGGAUGCGUAUGCACUUUGUCGUGUAUUUAAAAAGAUUGUGAUUGAAGCUAAGCCAAGAGAUCAGCAUCGGUCUUACGUCCACGCGAUGUCGAAUGUGAGUGGAAAUUCGAGUUUUGACGCUUGUUCAGAUGUAGAGAUCAGUUCAGCUAAUCACCAACUUCAAAGCGCAUUCCAACCGCGAUUUGGAAAUGGACGUUUCAACUCAAACGCAAUCAGUAACGAAGGCUGGUCUCAAUACCACGGUUCUUCUUAUGGACCUUUUCCAACUCCAUAUAAGGUUAAUAGCGAGAUCGAAUGCUCAAUGUUACAACACAAUAUAUCUCUACCACCGCUGCGUGUAGAGAAUUCCACAGUCAGAGAUUGUGAUUUCUUCACGAGUAUGACUCAAAACAACGAUCCUUCCGUUUUGGAGGACUUUUCUUUCGCUGCAAGUAACUCCAACCAUUAUAAUAGCGUUAAUGAUCAAGUGAUCCACAUAGGCAAUUAUGAUGAACCUUUACUAAUGCCAAAUCAUCAUAUGAACCAGGAUUAUAUAGAAGAGCAGAAGAUCAUAUCGGGUCUGAAUGAUAUUCACCAAGAUCAUGGAUUUCAGGGAAUCAGUACAAAUAGCAACAUAGAUAUCGAUGAUUUAUUCUCGUUUGAUAUAUAUAACGAGGAAAACGUAAACCGAAUAGAAGGCAAUGAAGAAGACGUGAAUACAAAUGAAACCCUUGAUUCAUCGGGAUUUGAGGUGGUUGAAGAAGAAAUUAGGUUUAGCAACCAAAUGCUCAUCUCGACAUAUCAAACAACGAAGAUUCUAUAUCACCAAGUCGUACCUUCUCACACGUUGAAAGUUCACAUCAAUCCUACUAAUCACAAUGUGGAAGAGAGAACCUUGUUCAUUGAAGAAGACAAAGAUUCUUGGUUACAAAGAGCUGAGAAGAUCACGAAGACAAAACUAACUCUUGUUAGUCUAGUGGCUCAACAAUAUUACAAAUGUCUUGCGAUUUUUUUCUGAUUUUUAAAUUAUUCAUUGAUUUAAAUACGCCUUGAAAAAUGGGCGUCUAUAUGUACUAUA